AUGUAUGAAUUAUCAUCAUCUGAGUGGAUUAGAUUGAAAACAGCUGAAGAGGAGCGUUCAGUUGAACUAAUGGAUGGGUAUGCAAUAAGAACAUUGAAACAAGACAUAAAACAAUACCUGAGAUUUCUAGAGUACAGAAGCAUUCCACUCCAUCUCAAAAGAAUCAAAGCCUCUGGAACCAUGCUUCUAGUAUUGGUUGAUUUAAUAGAUGGCCAUGAUCCAAUUGAGAAUGUUAGAAAGAUUGUUUGCCAGAUGGUUAAAAAUGGAUUUGGAGGUGAUUGUGCAUGUCCAGACAAACUUAUUGAGAUAGUGUGUGUUCCCAAGUUCCAGCCAAUAACCAAUGAGCAAUACCACAGAAGUGCAUUGGUAUGGCCAUGUAAUAAACUCAAUAAAGCCAAAGAAAGUUUGGAUACCGUAUACAUCCAAGCAAUGAUGGAUGCAUUAAGUAUGCAGCAUUAUAAUACAGAUGUAAAGUGUAGUAAGGUAUGCUUGAUAGCAAAUGGAUGUGAUAGUGUCUGUAUUCAUUGUGAUACAGAUGAUAUUCUUGGCCAUUCUAUAUUUAAGGCGGUUGAUGAAGUUAGUAAAUCACAGCUAUCUUAUCUUUGCACAGGUCUUGAUGUGUUUUUGCUCAACGAGCCUUGUUUGUCAUGUUCUAUGGCUCUUGUACAUGGGCGUAUAAGAAGAGUGUUCUUUGUAAAUCAGAAUGCAAAUGGCCCAUUCUCCCUUCUUAAGAUGAACUAUAACAAAAACCUUAAUCACAGAUAUCCUGUGUACUUCAUGUCACGGCCAGAAUAA
Messenger RNA from Ordospora colligata OC4, 795 nucleotides. RefSeq lists its product as uncharacterized. Lineage: Eukaryota; Fungi; Microsporidia; Ordosporidae. The record is from RefSeq and is a predicted model, not a curated record. Gene Ontology annotation, molecular function: catalytic activity. The transcript has a single exon. Bases 1 to 795 code for a protein of 264 amino acids.